AUACAGAGUCGUUGAGCUGAUCCAAUUAGCCUUUACCUCUUUACCUGUUUACUUCUCCAGAUACCUCUUUUCAAAUGGUUGUUUUAGCUGCUUCUAUAUGUACUCGUGGCGGUAAAGCCAUCAUAUCCAGACAAUUCAAAGGCCUAUCAAAAGAUCGUGUUACUGCAUUAUUAGCUACUUUUCCAUCUUUAUUAUCUGAAUCAAACGCAGCCCAGCACACUACUGUUGAAAAUGAAACCGUCAGAUACGUUUACCAACCAUUGGAAGAAUUGUACAUUGUCUUGAUCACAAAUAAACACUCAAACAUUUUACAAGACAUUGAUACCUUACAUUUGUUCGCUCAGACCAUUACCUCAUUACUAAGAUCUGUUCACGAAAGAGAAAUUUACGAGAAUGCCUUUGAAAUCUUAAGUGCUUUCGAUGAAAUUGUCAUCUUGGGUUAUAAAGAAAUAAUAACACCCUCUCAAGUUAGAACAUAUCUUGAAAUGGACUCUCACGAAGAAAAAAUCCAAGAAAUUAUUGAAAGAAACAAAGAAUUGGAGGCCACUGAAGAACGUAAACGUCGUGCAAAAGAGAUCCAACGUAAAGAAAACUUUUUACGUGAAAAUCGUCCUCCAUCUUUUUCUUCUCAUUUCUCUCAACACUCCCAUUCUCAGUCCCAGUCUCAACAAUCUCAACACAAUGUUUAUACCUCAAAUACAACUUUAGACUCCUCUUCAAAUUCUCUUUCUUAUUUAUCUUCCAAAUCAAAAGUUGCUCCUAGAGGUAAAGGUUUGCAAUUGGGAAAAUCGAAAAAUCCACGAAGACAAUCACAGCAAAUUGAUUCUUUAUUACCCGAACAAAAUCCUUUGUUGCCUUUACAAAAUAAUUCAGUUUCAAAUCAACAACAUCAAUUUCUUUCUAGUUUGGAAAAAAACACCAACAACACUAUUACCAAUAAUAAAACUAGCUACAUAGAUCAAACUCAAAUUCAACCUCAAGAUUAUGAAAACAACGGCAUAUUAAUUGUCGUUAAUGAAAAAAUAUCGGCUCAAAUCAAUAGAGAUGGUUCAAUUCAAUCUUCAGAAAUUAAAGGUGAUUUACAAUUACGCAUUAGCAACUCGGAUUUAUCUCAUUCAAUGAUUUAUGUAAAGGUUAAUGGUAAAAAUGACGGUAUUCAAUAUAAAACACAUCCAAAUGUCGAUAGAAACAAAUUCAAUAAACAAAAUUUAAUCACUUUGAAGGAUUCAUCAAAGUCCUUCCCAUCAAAUGACCAAUCUUUAAACGUAUUAAGAUGGAGAGGUGUCGGUAAAGCUGAUAAUGAUAGUUUUAUUCCUAUCAUUUUUACAACCUGGCUAACUGCUUCAAACAAUAAUCCUGGGUUCUUUGAUGUAACAAUUGAAUAUGAAGUUAUUAAUAAUUUUAAUAUUGAAAAAUUCACAAUCAAUGUGCCAACUUUUUCUGAUAUUGUUUUAAGAGGCGAAUCUAAAAACGAUUCCUCAUUAAAAUUUGAAUUCGAUGAAGAUAUUGGUGCAUUGUUUGAAAAGACUUUAUCAUCGCCAAAUGGUGAUAGCGAGAAUGAUGAUCAAUUAACAGGUACAAUUGAAUUUUCUGCUGAAGCUAAUGAAGAAGAUGCAUUGUUCCCAAUGGAAUCUAAAUUUGUUUUGGAAAAUUCAAACUUAACAAUCGGUAAAAUUGAAGUUCAAGAUGUUCUUAGUAUUGAUAACGAAGAAGAAAGCUUACCAUAUGAUGUGAUUGGUCUUAUUUCAUCAGAUAAUUUUGUAGUUGUGUAGGUAAAUAAUAUGGUAUUUUAUUCUAUUUCAUAUGUUUUUUUUUCUUUUCAACUUCUUUUAAUUUCUUUGUUUUUAUAUUAACUAUACAUAAUUUUUUU
Ascoidea rubescens DSM 1968 is the source of this 1870-nucleotide messenger RNA. RefSeq names its product coatomer subunit delta (gene RET2). Gene Ontology annotation, cellular component: COPI vesicle coat; cytosol. The transcript has a single exon. The record is from RefSeq and is a predicted model, not a curated record. The coding region runs from base 75 to 1772 and encodes 565 amino acids. Gene Ontology annotation, biological process: Golgi localization; retrograde vesicle-mediated transport, Golgi to endoplasmic reticulum; endoplasmic reticulum to Golgi vesicle-mediated transport. Lineage: Eukaryota; Fungi; Ascomycota; Saccharomycetes; Ascoideales; Ascoideaceae.